Messenger RNA from Epinephelus moara (kelp grouper), 5781 nucleotides. It is a transcript of the gene mmrn2a, whose product is annotated as multimerin 2a. The record is from RefSeq and is a predicted model, not a curated record. Lineage: Eukaryota; Metazoa; Chordata; Actinopteri; Perciformes; Serranidae. The coding region runs from base 1 to 3240 and encodes 1079 amino acids. Gene Ontology annotation, molecular function: protein binding. The transcript has 11 exons.
AUGUGGAGGGCAGCAGACAUGACAGCAGUGGGAGAACUGGUGCUUGUUCUGGGCUUACUGGUGAGUGCUCACUGUGAGGUGAGAGCACGAGACCCUGAGGUGGAGGAAGAUGAGGAGGAGAUGGGAGGAAGGAGAGGAGGAGGAGGAGCAGUGAGGGGGUUCGGGACAGGAGCGUUGCCCCCCCAUCUCCAGAUGCUUUACCCUGGAGCGACAGAGACCCCUCCACUGGGAGAGAAAGGGAACCAUCCAGCCCGAAAUGGGAACUGGUGCUCGUUCGUGCAGAGGCGUGUGGUUACCAAGGCGGUGGCAUGUGGAACAGAGCAGUACACCAUCAAGUCUCAAAGUCGGUGUCCGAGCGGGACGCCAGACUGUCAAGUGAUCAUGUACAAGCAGUCCACCCGGCCGCUCUACAAGCAGAAGCAGCAGAUCGUCACUGCUCUGCUGUGGCACUGCUGUCCGGGACACGAUGGAGAGAACUGUGAGGACACAGUCUCUGAUGCACAGCAGGAUUCUGGGAGUGCGGCUCUGAUUAGAGGAUCUGAACCAGUGAGGACAGAGCUCCAAGCUCCAGGUCUGCGACUACAUCAGCAGCUCCAGCAGCAGCGUGGCGACCUGCACAGCGAGCAAAAUGACCACCAACCGCAGAAUGACCACCAGGCGCAGAGUGACCACCAGGCGCAGAGUGACCACCAGGCACAGAAAGACCACCAGGCACAGAAAGACCACCAGGCACUUUACGGCACAGGCUACCAGGACAACCAGCACAACACCACACACCCCACCCCGGACCCAGACCGUGGUCACAGCCCCUAUUACACAUCACACCACCCCCACCACCCUCAGCAGCAACACCCCCACCACCCUCACCACGGGCAGCCGAGACCCCACAUUCCUGUUGUGGAUGAGGUGGAUGAGGCCGUCCUCCGAUACCCAGAUGCCCCAGCUCCCCUCCCCGUCCCCCACAUGAUGGCCCUGGUCAUGUCCCAGCUGCAGCCCGUCCUGGAGGGCUUCAACCGCUCCCUGGAGCACCUGAGCCGGCAGGUGGGGGACCUAGCCCGUGAUGUUGCCCAGCUGAGGAGCAGCCAGCUGGAGGCGGUACUGGAGGCGGGGCUGCAGGCGGGGCCCCCGGAGCCCCCAGAGCUUGAUGAGGCCAUGGAGGAGCGUCUGGAUGCCAAACUGGACGAGGCAUUUCAGCACAUUGGGGAUAUCCGGAGCCAAAUGGAGAGCCAGCGGACAGACAUGGAGAGCAGGCUGCACUCCCUCCAUACAAUGCUGCACUACAACCUCACCAACUUUAAGACGGACAUCGAUAUGAAGCUGAAACGCCACCAGAAGAUGCUGCAGAUCAGCCUGCAGGCCAUGAAUGAUACACUAACUGAGCUGAAGCUGGACCAGGAUCAGACCACUGAAGAUCAGCCGGAGGAUUAUCCCCCUACUCCCUUCUCGCCUCCUGCCCGCCCGCCGCCGCUGCCACAGCCCUCAGACACCUCGGCGCUCUGGGAAGCCGUCGAGCGGCUGGACAACAUGGUGGUCAACAACACAGUGAAGGUGGAUGGCCUGAUGGAGGACAUGGAGGUGACCUCCGGGGACGUAGAGCAGCUCAGGCGGGACUUCAAGGACCUGGAGAAGCAAGUCAACCGGACGGCCCGGACCACUCAGAUCCAGUACAUGGAGACGGGGCUGGAGGUGGAGGCGGCGAAGGAGGUGGUGCUAAGUCGGGUGGACGAGCUGGCGAGGAACCUCAGCCAGCAUUCCGUGCGGCUGCAACACUUGGACUCGGACGUGGACUACUUGUUUGAUGCCUUGUACAAGCAGCACAACUCGACCGGAGACUGCGACUGCAAAGGGCUGAAGGCCGCCAUGGCUCGACUGGAGGGGGGCGUGGCUAACGUGACGGAGCUGGCCAAUGAAAACAGACUGGCUCUGGAGGAGGAGAGUGGUGGAGGGGCGGGGCAGUGGGGCGGGGCCGGUGACUGGGAGCCAGCGGUGGAGGCACUCCAACAUGGCCUCCAGCAGGUAAAGGAGUCUCAGGCCUCGGAGCACAGCAGGACCAGGACUCUAGAGCACAGCCUGGCGCAGCUGAGCAGCUCAGUGACAGUCAGUCUAGCCGAGGUCUCCGGCCUGAAGGAUGCGGACAAGAAGCUGGUGGAAAGGAUGCAACACCUUUCUGCCUCCUUCAACUCUCUGCUGAGAGACGCCAUCAGACACAAUGACCUGCUGGAGCUGCUGCUGGGCGAGGAGGUGCUGGAGUUCCUGGAGUGGCCCGUCCAGGACCAGGAGGCCCACUCCAUCCCGGCCCUGAAGGAGCAGCUGAGGCUCCUGCAGGAGCAACUGAGUAGACACGACCUGAGCAUCACCUCCCUGCUGGGCAACAAGCCAGGAGACAGAGAGGAGAAACCGCCUGCUGACCAGCCCUCCUCCUCCGACUGGCUCCCUGGCAGCACGAGGAGGAGCAGCGGUGGAGUGCCAGCCCGGGAGCGCCAGCUGCUCCUCCACUCUGAGGCGAGGCGUCUGGGCCACGGUGGAGACGGCAGCGAUCUAUGGAACCUGGAGAAGACAGUGGAGGAGCUGGCGCUGAAGGUGCACCGGCUGGAGGAGAAAUUCAAUAACACCUCUGCAGAGAGGGAGGCGCCGCCCAGUGGUGUGGAGGCCAAACUGCAGGCGGAGGUGAGGUGGUUGAAGAGAGGGCUGGAGGAACAUCUGAGGAUGUUCAAGAACGUCUUCAGUAACGCCGACGUGCUGGCGGGGUCUGACGCCACGCUGGAGCUCGAUAAACUGUGGCAGCUGGUGAAGAACAAAGAUAAGAAGAGAAGAGGAGGAAACCAUCGGAGCAGGAGGGAGUCAGGUGUUGCUCCCGUCCCGCCCGGUGACUCUCUGCUGCCCAUGGCUGGACCUCCUCUGAGCGUCUCUAACGGCGUCAUCAUGUUUGACACAUCACUGAACCAGGGUCAGUUUUACUCCGACACCGGCACCUUCACUGCUCCGGUGAGUGGGCUCUACCUGUUCGUCCUCAACUUGGACCUGAGCCUAGGCCCCGCCCACACGGUCCUGAGGAGGGGGUCAGGCGGAGCACCAGUGUCGCUGCACCACCGUGAGGUGACGGAGGCAGGGCUGGUCACCAGUGUGGGCCUCCUGCCGCUGAGGGAGGGGGAGGAGGUGAGGCUGGAACUGAAGGGAGGCGUGUGGGUGGAGUCAGAGGACAAUGUGUUCACCGUACUGCUGCUCCAUCGGACCACCUGAGGGCGCUGUGGACCAAAGACACUGAUCAGAGACUCAAAACAUAUUUCACAUGAGAUUUUAACAUGCUGAAGUCCAGUUGGUGGAGGUUUAAUGCCAAAGCACCUUACAGUGUCAUCAACAGGUCAGAUGAGGUGGAGUCAACCCUUAAACUAGUCAGUGCUGAUAAAUGUGUGACUGCAGGGUGAGAGCCAGACCAACAUGUCACACUACAGGACGUCUGGAUCAAAUUUAAACAAUUAAACUGAGAUGAAACUGAAUGUUCUCAAUUUUCUUGUUUGUCUCUUUCUAGUCGCUUCAACUGCAGUUUCAAUUUCCUUCUUUCAGUGUCUUUGUUGUAAGUACAGAGCUGGAGUCAGGCCGUUGUUCACCUAUCCAAAGUUUAAAACACAAUAACUAGCGCCUCUACAGGGGCUGUACACAUGCUGCGUUUUUUGGCGCACUCGCCAGAGCAAAGCUGUUGCAGCGCACACGCGUUUCCAAGCACCUUUUUAUCCCCAGGGCGAGACGUUUGCACCCUGAGAUAAACGGAGUUCAACUUUGGGAAUGCGGCAGCACACAUCGCAUGUCGAAUCUGAGGUUGCUAAGCGAUCAUCACCAGCACUGUAAUGUGGUCCACUUACCAGAAAUCCUGAGUGCAGAGCUGAUCUUCUUCCAGGUGUUGUUUUGUAAGUGUGUACUAGGCCAAAACUAUUGACAGAUGUAAAGCUCUGGCAGCCCUGCACUGAAAUUAUGAACUUGUUCUGCGUAUUUACCACAGACUGAUAUUUACGGAAGAAAUGUGUCAGCUGUGAUUGGUUGUUCCUCGUCACAUAACAUGCGAUGCACACUGCUGCGUUCCAAAAGUUGAACUCUGAAGUCACAGGCGCGCGUAAAUGAUAGCGUCGCUCCAGUGUUUUGAGUGCUCAAAAACAUGUCGUGUGCACGGCCCCUAACUUAUCAUAGUAUCUCAUUUAUUUAAUGUGGACAUGAUCAGAAAUGUGAAAAACAGUUUGGAGUUUUAAUAAGUUAUUGUACAAAAAACAGUUCUGUCGAUGUUAUUAAUUAUUUGACCACUAACAACUAAAAAGAGAUUUAAUACAACUAAAUCAAGACUCAAAAUGACCACAAACAAUUCACAAUGACUAGAACCAGACUAGACUAGACAACCACCAGGACAGUGAAAAUGACUAAAGGCUGUUUCAUAGUCAACUCAAAGGCACGCAGACGCAAACGCAUUUUAUUGAUACGCGACGCAUGUAAUACCAUGCGUUGCCAGCAGGGGUGAUAAUGCAAGCGACGUACUUGAAAUGAACCGCUUUGUUAUUCACAGAAGAAGCAGGUCUGAAAUAUGGCGGGCGAGGAGGGAAAACUUUGCGAACUCGUACGGGCACACCCCCAUUUCCAUGACAGUUCUAGUGCCCUGGACUCAAGAUAGCAGCCCUAGCUAGCCGGAAUGUACCGGUGACUCUGCUACCCCCUACUGCGCUAGCGAUGUAUUGCAUUUCAAGUGUCGCCCGCGUCGCUUGCGUUGACUAUGAAAGGAAGUGUGUCGACUAUGAAACUGCCCUAAAACGGACUCAAAAUGCCCACAAAGAGACUAAAAAGGAUUAAAACUAGACUGAAAAUAACCAGUGACAACUCAGUGACUACAGGAUUCAAGAUGAUUAGAAAGAUACUAGACUCAAAAUUACUAAUAUGAAACUUAAGAUGACCACUAACAGACUCAAAAUGACUAAAACCAGACCCAAAAUGAUUGAGAUACUCAAAAGGAUUAAAACUAGAAUCACAAUGACCACAAAGAGACUCCAUACAUCCACCAGGAAACUGAAAUGACUAAAAGAGACUCAAAACAACCACAGAUUGCUUAAAAUGACUAAAACCAGACCCAAAACUAAACUUAUGACCACAAAGAGACUAAAGACAUACUCGAAAUGAUUAAAACGAAGCAUAAGAUGAACAUAGACACUGAAAAUGGAAAGAGACUCCAAACGACUUAAAAUGACUAAAGACACUGAAUGACAAUAAAUAAUAACCAACCACAGAGACUCAGAAUUAGAUGAGAAAUCGUUCCAGCUUAUGCUAAGCUAGGCUAACCUCGUCCUUACUCCUGCCACACAGACAUAACUUCCUGUAUGUUGGGCAGAGCAGCUACAGUGAGAAUAUUAUAAGUCAAAAGUGUUUGAGUGAUCUGUUUGGUGUCUGCUUACCGUCACUGAUGAAUCUUCAGCUUCCUCUCCUCAUCCUCAGAAACAAACCUGACCACAGAUCAGCUGCUGCCGACACACUGAGGAGAAAGAUAAACGUGUCACCAUAUCAUCUGUCUUUUAAGGGAUUUGUUUUUUACUUUCCAUAAAGAAAAUAUUUGUAUGUGUGAUGUUUGUAAAGUACCAGUAUAAAGCCAUUAAACACACAAGCAGUAAAUAUAUAUUUAUAUAAGGGGACAGCUGAGCCGUUUGUUGGUGUAAACAAAGUGAUGAAAUGUGUUUAUAGAAAAGUCAGAUGAUAAAACAUUCUUCUGCAAACUGUCAGUGUGUAACUUAAUAAAAAGGUUUUAUCUACAGA